This is a messenger RNA of Suillus paluster, 2595 nucleotides long. RefSeq lists its product as uncharacterized. Gene Ontology annotation, cellular component: P-body; exosome (RNase complex). The transcript has 2 exons. The coding region runs from base 1 to 2595 and encodes 864 amino acids. Gene Ontology annotation, biological process: mRNA catabolic process. The record is from RefSeq and is a predicted model, not a curated record. Lineage: Eukaryota; Fungi; Basidiomycota; Agaricomycetes; Boletales; Suillaceae. Gene Ontology annotation, molecular function: 3'-5'-RNA exonuclease activity; RNA binding.
AUGGAUGUGGAAGAUGUAGAUCCUGCAGUAGGACCAGAAGACACUUCGGGAGCUUCUAAUAUAGAGCCUGGGUCCCUUGUUGAGAUUCGGAAGGGUUCUAUACUUGCAUAUGGCAUAGUUUUAGGCCACGCGUAUAUGAACGGUCGCAUGUGGCAUCUCUCUUUGAUCAGUACAGGCGAAAUCAUCCAGCACGUCGAUUCCGAUGUGUACAUCGAAGUCCCUCGCAUGGUCAACCUGGACCUCGCCCUCCGCGGUGGCACCAACGUAAACCCAAUGGACCGCGUAGAGACUAAUGCGCGCGUUGCAAUCCUGAAGCACCUACGGGAAGCUGAAAAGGAAAUAAACAAGGCAUUCAUGGUAAUUGGGCGGAAGAACGCGGUGCUAUAUCCCCACGUGAAGUCGAAACAUCCAGAUGAGUGGGCAACCGUCAGCCUUUCAGAGGCUGCGAAACUGGCAUGCGAUUAUAGACCGGGGAGCUGGUCCACGCUCCUCGCAACACACAAAUAUAUCAUGGGUCGCCCUAUCGAAUUUGUGCCCCACAUGCAAUUUCAGAGACUUGCGCUCACGUAUGACGUGCGGCCUGAAAACCAUGUUGUCAAACUGCAGCGAGUCGUGGAUAUGGUGCGGAAAAGGAGUCCGGAACUGGAGGCAUUUAUCGAGAAAGCUCGGGGGCUGAUUCUUACUAGUCGGGAGAAGGCUAACGAGUCUUGGGAUGAGCCGCCGAGCAGAGUUGUCGUGGAGCAUAUCGCAUUUUCCCCAGAUGAUCGUGUCAUCCUUGAUGUCUUGCAUCUUGCAUUACGCAGGACGCGUUCCAAUUCUUCCGAUCCCUUUUCUGGGGUGGUCACAUCUAUCAUCAAGAGGAUUGGCUUGUAUACUCAGACAAUGGUGGAUGACGUGUGUCUGCGACAGUUCUUGAUUGAUAUGGGGGAGAUGGCCCCGUGGGAGGAUGUGGUUACCCACAGGAAAGAGCUAAAUCUGGACUUGGCACCGGAGGAGGAGUCGCAGCGCGUCAAAGAACAGAACGCUCUUGUCAAAAAGAGCCUGUCUUCGCUGCUACCCUCGCAGGCGAAGGUCAAACAACCAUUGGGCCCGGAAGACUUUUACCACCGCGAUCCCGUCGAGCAUCUGCGACACGACUUCGGAAGUCUACCCGUCUACGUGAUUGACGAUGUGAGCGCUGAAGAGUUGGAUGAUGGCUUGUCAGUGGAACCCGUUCCUAACGAGCCUGGUUCGGCUUGGAUACACGUCCACAUUGCAGACCCUACUUCUGUCCUUCCACCGACUCACACUAUCGCAGAAGCAGCACGUCGAAUGGGUUCCUCAGCAUACUUCAUCCAAAGGACAUGGCCUAUGCUCCCUCCCUCCCUUACCCACGAACGACUAAGUUUGGGCUCGCUUUCUUGGAAGGGGAAGCCUGAGCCUGUGCUUACAUUCAGCUUCAAGGUGGAUACUGAAGGCAAUAUGGUUGACUACGAUGUUAAAGCGGGUCUCAUUCGCAACGUUACAAGAGUUGACUACGACGGUGUGGAUCAACUUCUUGGAAACGGAGGUGUUCAAUUUGGCCUCCCAUUCGAGGCCCCGCAAACCCCUGGACCUUCCCGUGUGCCUGCACUAGAACCAAAAGAUGUGGAGAACAUACGUCUUAUCAACGACGUAACACGCAGGUACCGACAGCGUAGUCGCCAGAUACUAAAUCCAUUCGUAUUCUCAGCUCCAAUCGCGAAUCUCACGGUUGCUACGAAACCACUCUACGGUGCUCCAACAACACCAGCUUGGAACGCUUCAUAUUAUCGCGGCUUCCCUAGCCUUACCUAUCAGGUGACCUCUCAGAAGAUAGUGGAGCGUGGCUCGCGACUGUUUGUUGCUGAGUGCAUGAAAGCAGCGUCUCGCGUUGCUUCACGAUGGUUUGCCGCGAGGGGAGUGCCGAUGCUGCGUCGCUCUGCAGGACCUCCGAUCGCGCUUGAGGACAAGAGAGACAUCGAGAAGCUAGGGGCGAAGAUGGACGAGGAUGGAUUUGUGGACCACGCGGAGUUCCUCCAGACGAAGUUGCACGUUCCAGCUGUGGAGUAUGUCCUUGAGCCAGGUAUGCACUGGGCUAUGGGUAUCCCGGAAGGGGAGGGUUACGUGCGGGUCACAUCACCACUGCGACGGUACAACGAUCUGGUCGCGCACUGGCAGAUCAAGGAUGUGCUGCUUCGACCAACGACAUCUAGGCGUCUAUUCACUCCCGGGUGGCUCACUACCUACGCCACCGAACUUCUUGCACACGAAAAGCUCUGGAAGCAUAGCGAUCGCAGUCAUCGCUUGCAAUGGGCACUUAUGUACAUCAAGCGCUUCCUUGACCACCCGAACCCUCCCAGUGAUCGCGUCGACCCUCUGCAAUCCCUCACUGCAUAUACCACAGAGCCUUGCAAGAAGCGUGACCUGUUGACGGAUCAGUGUCUGUGCCAUAUACCAUCGCUUGGUCUAUCAGCAACAAUUAUUAUGCCUAGGGGUACGGAUAUCCCAGUUGGGCAGCAUGUGAGUGUGAGAGUCAAGGACGUGCAGGUCGGCCUGAAGUCGCUCUUCAUGCUGGAGUUAUGUGGGGUUGCAUAG